CACCUCUUCUACUUACUAAUCGAAAGCUUUCCCCAUCCAUCUUUAAGCACCAUCAAAAUCCCCGAUACCACCACCACCAUGGCCGACCAAAUGCAAGCCAUCGUCAUCAGGUCCUUCGGCGGCCCCGAAGUCCUCAUCAACCAACGCGUCCCCAAACCCACCCCCGUUACCGGCGAAGCCCUCAUCGCCGUAAAGGCAUUCGGCCUGAACCACGCCGAAAUGCACAUGCGCAAAGGCGAAUGGGACGAAUGGAACCCCAUCACGGGUCUCGAAUGCGUCGGCAUCGUAGAAGCGUGCCCAGGCAGCGAAAUCCCCAUCGGCACGAAGAUCGCAGCAGUGAUGGGAGGCAUGGGACGAAGCCGGCCAGGAGGAUAUGGCGAAUACGUUACAGUGCCGGUCACGAAUGUUAUACCGCUCGACACGCAGCUUCCCUGGGAGCAGCUCGCGGCGCUUCCGGAGGUUUACUGCGUCGCGUGGUCCUGUCUCUUUACUAUUUUGGACUUGAAGCCCGGCGAGAGACUUCUGAUUCGCGGGGCGACGUCGACUCUGGGGCAGGCAGCACUCAAUCUCGCGGUAAAUGCGGGGACCAAAGUUACGGCGACGACGAGGCGCGGAGAACGAUUCGAAUGGCUCAAGAAGAUGGGCGCGGUGAACGUUUUGCGCGAGGAACGACAGCUCGACUUACAUAUAACUGCGAAUUCAACUGAAAAUGAUCCACGCUUCGAUAAAGUGUUAAACCUCGUCGGAAACAGCGUACUUCUGGAGUCAAUCCGGAUGACCAAGACCGGUGGGCGGAUGCUGCAAGCCGGAUGGCUGGGCGGUCUCGCGCCUGUACCGGACUUCAACCCCAUGGUUCAGAUGGAGAGUGGUGUUCAUUUCAGCUUGUUCCACAGCAAGGUUCUCGGAACUAAGGACUUUCCUUUAUCUGGGAUUCCGUUUCAGGAUAUUGUCGGGAGGAUUGAGCGCGGAGAGUGGGACGCUAAGCCUACGCAUGUUUUUGGGGUGCAGGAUAUUCGGGAUGCGCAUAAAAUGUUGGAUUCGCAUGAUGCUGGGGGAAAGAUUGUGGUGAAGCGUUGUUGAGCGGGAUUCAUCCCAAUACGUGAUUAUCGGAGCUACAAUAGUGGGCAAGGAGUAUGUCAG
This is a messenger RNA of Trematosphaeria pertusa, 1140 nucleotides long. Its product is annotated as GroES-like protein. The record is from RefSeq and is a predicted model, not a curated record. Lineage: Eukaryota; Fungi; Ascomycota; Dothideomycetes; Pleosporales; Trematosphaeriaceae. The transcript has a single exon. Bases 79 to 1080 code for a protein of 333 amino acids. Gene Ontology annotation, molecular function: oxidoreductase activity.